This is a messenger RNA of Pseudovirgaria hyperparasitica, 597 nucleotides long. RefSeq lists its product as uncharacterized. Lineage: Eukaryota; Fungi; Ascomycota; Dothideomycetes; Acrospermales; Acrospermaceae. Bases 1 to 597 code for a protein of 198 amino acids. The record is from RefSeq and is a predicted model, not a curated record. The transcript has a single exon.
AUGUAUUUGAACUUUAAACACGACACCGAUAUCACUAUAUCUAUUGCCACCAUCAGACUGGCACGAUUUGUAGAUUGUGGCUGUAUACGACGAAGCUAUACCAAAGACUUUACGGAAGAUAACACCAACGAGCAGCACAAGCUUUCGGUCGAACUCUUUCCUCCCUGGGACCACUGGGAUUCCGAAUCACCACAGGCCUCCUUGUCACCAAGCUCUAGGCCGCAAGGAUACGCCGCUAAUGUCAGAGGGGCACAUUCACUCGCACUUAAUAGAAACCCAUCGAUCCCAAAUGAAGAAACACUUUCAAAGGUAAACAAGAGGAAAUACGAGAAUACUACCGAUGAGGAAGUAGACGGUAUACAGAAGAAGCAGGAGCGCGACAACGAUUCACCUACUACGCUAGCUACACCUGCUGUGCCAGCAACACCUGCUACGCCCAUACUCGAAACAAUACCAACAGGCGACUGUCGGACUUCAUGGGUGUACCCGACUUUAGCAAAGCCGUGGAGGCACAAGCAUUCCCAAGACCGAGCCUCUGAAUCAGUCUCAACCGAACGGUUCACGAUACGUGAGCACGAAACGCCUACGCGUACAUGA